GGAAGCAGCUUUUUACAGUCCGCCACUCCGGCGGGCUUCUUCUCAGUCUCUACUCCGGCUAGCGGCGACAGACGGCGGCGCGAAGCUCUUCUCGUCCGAUGGAGGUGGAGGCUCCCCAAUCUCCUCCUCCUCCUCCCCCUCCCAUGGCGUCCCACACAUUCGACGGUGGUUUUGAUGAGGUCCAGCUUCGCGGUCUCGUGGCGGGCGGCUCGUUGAGCUUCGACGAUUGGACUUCGCUGAUCUCGGCCGUGGAGAAUGCGUAUCCUGAUGACAUAGAGAAAUUACGCCUGGUGUAUGACUCUUUCUUGUGUGAGUUCCCAUUGUGCCAUGGAUACUGGAGGAAGUAUGCAGAUCACACUAUGCGCUUGUGCAGUAUUGAAAAGGUUGUUGAUGUGUUUGAACAAGCUGUACUGUCAGCAACUUAUUCAGUUGAUGUGUGGGUGGAGUACUGUCACUUCAGCAUGUUGGCUUUUGAGGAUCCAGAUGAUGUUCGUAGAUUGUUCAGAAGGGGAUUGUCAUUUGUUGGCAAGGAUUACUUGUGUCAUUCCGUGUGGGAUAAGUACAUUGAAUUUGAACUAUCCCAGCAACAGUGGAGCUAUCUCACUCAGAUUUAUGUGCAGACUCUGAGAUUUUCUACCAAAAAGUUACAACAUUACUAUGACAGCUUUAAGAAGUUAGUUACCAUUUGGAAAAAGGAGAUGGUAAGCACAAGUGAGCCUGACUUGGAAUUCAACCACGAAAGUGAGAUCCAGAGUGAAGUGCAAAUAUUUUAUAAAGAUGAGGAAAUUGCCAAUGUGGUUGGAAAUUUGUUGGGUUCAUCCAAUGGCCUGGAUAGGUCGAGGGCACUUCACAAGUACAUGAGAAUAGGAGAAAAGCUUUACAAGGAGUCACACCAAAUGGAUGAAAAGAUUCGUGGCUUUGAGUCAUGCAUUCGGAGAUCUUAUUUCCAUAUGAAGCCACUUGAUGACAAUCAAGUGGAAAAUUGGCAUAAAUAUUUGGAUUUUGUUGAGAAGCAAGAGGAUUUUGAUUGGGUUGUUAAACUUUAUGAGAGGUGUCUGAUUCCUGCUGCAAACUAUCCUGAAUUUUGGAUGCGUUAUGUGCAUUUCAUGGAAACCAAAGGAGGAAGAGAGUUGGCUAACUCUGCAUUGGACAGGGCAGUGGGCAUUUUUCUCAAGAGGAUUCCGGUGAUCCAUGCAUACAAUGCCAGAUUUAAGGAGAAAAUAGGUGAUGUGUCAGGCGCACGUGCUGCUCUUGUCCAUAUUCGUACAGAGCUGGAUACUGACUUAGUGGAAGAUGUCAUCAUGAAAGCAAACAUGGAGAAACGAUGGGGAAACCUUGUGACUGCAUCGAAGAUAUACAAAGAAGCACUAGAAAAGGCCAUAUCAAACAGAGAAUUUUGUUCUCUACCCACUUUAUAUGUGCAUUAUUCACAACAUUUGUAUUUGACAACUGGCAGUGCACAUGCAGCCAUAGAUGUCCUGGUAGAUGCUAUUAAGCAUAUGCCACAUUGCAAAUUGCUUUAUGAGGAAUUGAUAAGAUUUGCAAUGAGCCAUGAAGGGAUGGAACUUAUAAAUGUCGUUGAGACUGUUAUAGCCAAUGCAUUGUAUUCGCAAUCUAGCGAAUCUCAAGUUUUGGACUCAAAUGAUGGGGAGGAUAUAUCAAACCUAUACCUAAAGUAUGUUGAUCAGUGUGGAAGCAUUUAUGAUGUAAUGAGGGCAUGGAAUUGGCAUGUAAGAAAGUUUCCUCAUUCUCUGAGGACAAGUGUAUUUUCCAAAGUGACUACUUGUACCACUAUAAAAUCUUUCAAGAUUGUCACGGAAGAGAAGCAAAGAUCAUGUGUGAUUGAGCCCGAUGAAUUGUUGGGAGAUAACUGCUGUAAAAUCCCAUUAAAGCAUUCCGUUCAGGAGGAGGGAUCUUCAGUGCAAGGAGACGGUGAUCCAUCGCCUGAGCAGGUUAACCCAGGGGAAAGAUCCAAUUGUUUACCAAUGCCAAGUCAUGAGGUUCAUUAUGACAGUGUUGCAUUACAUCAGCCAGACUCUGGAGCAUCUAAUGAUGGUGAAAGUCAGAGAGCUCAAAAUGCUUUACAGCAAUCCAGAGAUAAUUCUCCCGAUGGAUCAGAUGUGGAUAUAGUUGGUGAUGAAGCUGCUAAGGAAGCUGAGUCAGUUCAAUCUGAUUCAACAUGCUCCAAGGACAAUGACCAAUCAGGGCGUGACAUAACCAAUAACGAGUCGAUGCCACCUUUGCUUGAAACACUUUCUUUGCAUCCUCAAGAAGAUAGAACUUCUGGAUCAAUCUCUAAUUUCUCUCGUAGUGGUGAAACUUCUGAUGAGCCCCAGGUAACAAAUGAAAUCUUGCUUGUUGGUGGUUCUCAAGAAACCAGCCUGUCAAAUGAGAGUUUGCCAGGGAGUGGUUACAGGAGUUACCAGGAUCCAAAGAGGUUCAGUCCACUUGGCAGUCAAGGUUGUGAUGGUGCUGAUACACAAAGGCAAACAAACAAUGCGUCGUAUACAGGAAGCCAUCAAGAUCAUUAUUCAUCAGGGUCACUUCCAAACCAGCAUGAGCCUACCAAUAGGGGUCAAAGCUGGCAUCAUGACAGAGUUCGCAGGGAUUCCAGAUUUGGAUCCCGUGGGCAUUUGCGGAAGAAAUCACAAUAUCAACACGAGUCUUCUCAGUCAAGUCAUGGACGAGGUAAAAUGGGAGGUCAAUUAAAUCAGCAAGGAAUUGUGGCAAAGAACCCAUUUCACGCUGCAACUCAGGGUAAUCUAAUGGCACCUCAUGCAUGGCCUAUGCAAAAUGUGCAGCCACAGAGUUUCGCUCACGGACCUCUAUCUCAGUUGCCUGUACAAUCUGCAAUAUACCCCCAAGCUCAGAUGCUUCAGUGCCCCCCUCAAAAUACUGAGCAAUAUGGGCAAAUGCAGAAUACUGUAGCGUAUAAUCAGGUGUGGCAAUAUUAUUACUACCAGCAACAACAAUUUAUGCAACAGCAACAACAACCUCAGCAGCAACAGCCCCAACAUCAACAACUUUCACAGCAACCAUAUCAACAGCAACAGGUAUUUUAUAAUCCACAGCAGCAGUGGCAACAGCAGCCGCAACUAAAUCAACAAUAUCAGCAGCUGCAGGUCCAACAGCUACUUCCGCAUCAGCAGUCAAAUGACAGCCAACCACUUCAGCAGCAAGAGCAGCCAUUGCCAUUGCCAUUGCAACAACCAUUCCCUCAGAAACCUGACACACUGGAUGAACAGCAAGCGGAACAUCAAAAUCAGGAGUCAGAGAUGCCAUGGGUACAGCAACAGAAGAUACAGCAAGGGGCAGAAGUUGAAGAAGAGAAAAGGGACAGAGUACAUGAGGCAGUGGAUUCUGCAUCAGAGAAUUAGAUAGAUGUUCUGCAGAGUCAGAUGACCGGUGUGUUGAUAAUGGAUCUCGUGUAAUGCGAGGCAGCUGCAUUUCAGACAGUGUAUAUGCUGGCGUUUUGGUGUAACUGCCGCCACUGCACAGGCGAGGGACCUUGCAGAGUUGCUGCCCGGCUAAUCAUGGCGUAGGGGGCAUACAAGGGGGAAGUAACAUAUGCAAUGUAAAUUGGCAAUUGAUUAUGAAACACGUAAUCAUUAGAUGUGGAUGGCAGGACAACUUCCUGUUGGUUGAACGCUUUCGCUUACCGAUAUGAUAGUUCCUUUGUUCAAUUA
Messenger RNA from Eucalyptus grandis, 3686 nucleotides. RefSeq lists its product as uncharacterized. Lineage: Eukaryota; Viridiplantae; Streptophyta; Magnoliopsida; Myrtales; Myrtaceae. The record is from RefSeq and is a predicted model, not a curated record. Gene Ontology annotation, molecular function: protein binding. The transcript is spliced from 12 exons. Gene Ontology annotation, cellular component: U2-type prespliceosome; U1 snRNP; commitment complex. Gene Ontology annotation, biological process: mRNA 5'-splice site recognition; RNA processing. Bases 99 to 3377 code for a protein of 1092 amino acids.